Molecule: messenger RNA, 7322 nt
Organism: Coregonus sp. 'balchen'
Lineage: Eukaryota; Metazoa; Chordata; Actinopteri; Salmoniformes; Salmonidae
Source: the annotation of a GenBank genome assembly
AUCACAAUCCCAGUAUCCCACGUUUGUAAUUACCUAGCACAAGAACCAGGAAGAGAAGUUUGAAUGCAACACGCGUCCUAUCUUUCGGGCAACAACUUCGAUGCGAGUUUUAUAAUGCGGAUUAUUUUAAAGUGAUCGGCCAUGUCUGAUAAGGGUCCUUUAUUAACGUCAGGUAUAAUUUUUUACCUAUCGAUCGGGGCAGCGAUAUUUCAAAUACUUGAAGAACCCAAAUGGAAACUGGCCAAGUCCGAAUAUUCCCGUCAAAAGGAAAUCAUUCUUAAAACAUAUCCGUGCUUGACUAAAGAAGAUCUGAACUAUAUUUUGCGGGUAUGUAGGGAUUCAAUUUAGAAUACAUAUAUUAUAUUCCCAAUCGUUGUUUUAAUGAUGAUCAUUAUUGUGUUGUCAGCUUGGUCUGCAUUGGAACUUUAUUAGAUCUUUAAAAUGGUAUUUUACACUAUGGUCAAUUCCAAGGUGUUACAGUGAUGCUGAGACUCGGAUUUUUCACUUUAAAAUGUAUGUCUAACAAAAACCUAUAAUUGCAAAGUUAAACAAACCAUACAACUCUUUGCACUUUGCAUCUGCACUGUUCUUCAAGUAAAUGUAUUGUUGUAAAAAUUUCAGUGGAAAUGGUGAAAAGUAGUCCUUGUGCAUAGAGUUGUAUGGUUUGUUUAACUUUUUUGCAAUCAUUGUUUUUUGUUUAUUUUAAAGUGAAAAAAUCCGAGUCUCAGAAUCCCUCUGUUACCGUAGAAUUGCCACUAUGUUUUAGGCCUACAUUAUUUCUGUUCUACAACAAUUUAGGACCAUGGAUGUUGUCCCUGGAAAAUAAACAUACCCAGUAAGCGAAAAGAUGUUGAAAAAACGUGUUUUCCAGAGGUUGACAUCUCGUGCAUUUCAGGUGCUGAAUGAAAGGUUAGAAUACUUCUUUUCCGGGACCUCGAAAAUAAGUGUUAUAUGGACGUCAAAAAUAUGUAUUUUCCAGACGUUGUAAAUACGUAUUUUCCGGACGUUGAAAUCAGGUGCAUUUUAGGUGCUGAAUGAAAGGUAAAAUAGGUAUUUUCCAGACGUUGAAAAUAUGUAUUUUUCAGUCAUUGAAUUGUAAACUGUUACACAUUUUCAAUAUUGUAAGAAACAAAAUAUUUAUUAUUGCUCCCAUCUAUCACAUGCAGUUAUGUUAGCUUUUUCUAAUGUUUUAAAACUGGCAGCAAUGAUGUUCAAAGUAGUCCGACAUACAGAAUAAACCAACAGACCACUUUAACUACAAUAACAUUCUCAGUAACGGUUACAGAUUAUUUAUUUAUUGCUAUGACUGUAUAUGUUGUUGUUUAUCUACCUUAGUUGAAUGCACUGAUACUAUUGGCCAACUUACAAUCGAUUGAUAAUAAAGUGGCCGAACUACAGGCACAAAUAUCCUACCAACAGGACAUUAAAAACAGUAAUAUCUUAUGUUUCACCGAGUCGUGGAUGAACAAAGAUAUGAAGACAUGAAUAACCCACAGCUGGUGGGUUAUACACUGUAUCGGCAGGAUAGAACAACAGCCUCUGGUAAGACAAGAGGCGGCGCUCCUAGUGGCCAUGGACUUUAUUGCAGGGAAACUUAAAUCCGUUUUACCUCAUUUCUACCAGCAUGUUAAAUGUGCAACCAGGGGGAAAAAAUACUCUAGACCACCUUUACUCCACACACAGAGACGCGUAUAAAGCUCUCCCUCACCCUCCAUUUGGCAAAUCUGACCAUAAUUCUAUCCUCCUGAUUCCUGCUUACAAGCAAAAACUAAAGCAGGAAGCACCAGUGACUCGGUCAAUAAAAAAAGUGGUCAGAUGAAGCAGAUGCUAAGCUACAGGACUGUUUUGCUAGCGCAGACUAGAAUAUGUUCCGGGAUUCUUCCGAUGGCUUUGAGCUGUACACCACAUCAGUCACUGGCUUCAUCAAUAAGUGCAUCGAUGACGUCGUCCACACAGUGACUGUACGUACAUACCCCAACCAGAAGCCAUGGAUUACAGGCAACAUCCGCACUGAGCUAAAGGGUAGAGCUGCCGCUUUCAAGGAGCGGGACUCUAACCCGGAAGCUUAUAAGAAAUCCCGCUAUGCCCUCCGACGAACCAUCAAACAGGCAAAGCGUCAAUACAGGACUAAGAUUGAAUCGUACUACACCGGCUCCGACGCUCGUCGGAUGUGGCAGGGCUUGCAAACUAUUACAGACUACAAAGGGAAGCACAGCAGCAAGCUGCCCAGUGACACAAGCCUACCAGACGAGCUAAAUUACUUCUAUGCUCGCUUCGAAGCAAGUAACACUGAAACAUGAAUGAGAGCAUCAGCUGUUCCGGACGACUGUGUGAUCACGCUCUCCGUAGCCGAUGUGAGUAAGACCAUUAAACAGGUCAACAUUCACAAGGCCGCAGGGCCAGACGUAUUACCAGGACGUGUACUCCGAGCAUGCGCUGACCAACUGGCAAGUGUCUUCACUGACCUUUUCAACCUUUCCCUGUCUGAGUCUGUAAUACCAACAUGUUUCAAGCAGACCACCAUAGUCCAUGUGCCCAAGAACACUAAGGUAACCUGCCUAAAUGACUACCGACCCGUAGCACUCACGUCUGUAGCCAUGAAGUGCUUUGAAAGGCUGGUCAUGGCUCACAUCACUCCAUUAUCCCAGAAACCCUAGACCCACUCCAAUUUGCAUUCCGCCCCAACAGAUCCACAGAUGAUGCAAUCUCUAUUGCGCUCCACAAUGCCCUUUCACACCUGGCCAAAAGGAACAUCUAUGUGAAAAUGCUAUUCAUUGACUACAGCUCAGCGUUCAACACCAUAGUGCCCUCAAAGCUCAUCACUAAGCUAAGGACCCUGGGACUAAACACCUCCCUCUGCAACUGGAUCCUGGACUUCCUGACAGGCCGCCCCCAUGUGGUAAGGGUAGGUAACGGCACAUCCGCCAUGCUGAUCCUCAACACAGGGGCCCCUCAGGGGUGCAUGCUCAGUCCCCUCCUGUACUCGCAGGCACGACUCCAACACCAUCAUUCAGUUUGCCGAUGACACAACAGUGGUAGGCCUGAUCACCGACAACGACGAGACAGCCUAUAGGGAGGAGGUCAGAGACCUGGCCGUGUGGUGCCAGGACAACAACCUCUCCCUCAACGUGAUCAAGACAAAGGAGAUGAUUGUGGACUACAGGAAAAAGAAGAGGACCGAGCGCGCCCCCAUUCUCAUUUACGGGGCUGUAGUGGAGCAGGUUGAGAGCUUCAAGUUCCUUGGUUUCCACAUCACCAACAAACUAACAUGGUCCAAGCACACCAAGACAGUCGUGAAGAGGGCACGACAAAACCUAUUCCCCCUAAGGAGACUGAAAAGAUUUGGCAUGGGUCCUCAGAUCCUCAAAAGGUUCUACAGCUGCACCAUCGAGAGCAUCCUGACUGGUUGCAUCACUGCCUGGUAUGGCAACUGCUCGGCCUCCGACCGCAAGGCACUACAGAGGGUAGUGCGUACGGCCCAGUACAUCACUGGGGCCAAGCUUCCUGUCAUCCAGGACCUCUAUACCAGGCGGUGUCAGAGGAAGGCCCUAAAAAUGGUCAAAGCCACCCUAGUCAUAGAUUAUUCUCUCUGCUACCGCACGGCAAGCGGUACCGGGGCGCCAAGUCUAGGUCCAAGAGGCUUUUAAACAGCUUCUACCCCCAAGCCAUAAGACUCCUGAACAUCUAAUCAAAUGGCUACCCCCCCCCUCUUUUACACUGCUGCUACUCUCUGUUUAUUAUCUAUGCAUAGUCACUUUAAUAACUCUACCUACACGUACAUGUUACCUUAAUUACCACGACUAACCGGUGCCCCCGCACAUUGACUCGGUCCCGGUACCCCCUGUAUAUAGCCUCGCUAUUGUGAUUUUUACUGCUGCUCUUUAAUUAUUUGUUACUUUUAUUUAGUAUUAUUUUAUAUAGGAUUUUUUGGGGAUUUUUUUGGUAUUCUUUCUUAAAACUGCAUUGUUGAUUAAGGGCUUGUAAAUAAGCAUUUCACUGUAAGGUCUACACCUGUUGUAUUCGGCGCAUGUGACAAAUACAAUUUGAUUUGAUUUGACUGUAAGUCACUCUGGAUAAGAGCGUCUGCUGAAUGGCCAAACUAUAAAUGUAAAAACAAACACUUGCAAAGCAUGUUGGGUAUUAUUCUAAUGAACUACGCCCCCAAAUAAGUACACAUUUGGUUGGUGCGGACCAGAUCCACGUCUAUGUUUGGGCCAAAUAGAGGCCGGUCCGGACGGCUAUGAUUGGUUCAGAUUGGUCCUGAAAUCAGGGCACCAAAAAAAUACCCCCAAAAUACGGAGGACCAGAUAAAGACAUCCAAAAGACGUCGCCUGAAGUCAAAUGCUUAAUGGGUAAUUCUACAUGAAAAAAUAACAAUGUAGAUAAUCUGAAAUGAUUUAAUCUAAAGUCCCUUGUCAGUACUGAUAUGGCUGUGUUAUUGAGAAUAUAUGUGUAUAUUUUUAAAUAGAUACUACGCUAUUUAAUAGAUACUACGCUUAUUAAUCAAGUUUCAAUUAUAGCAACAAAACACAACACUCUGAUGAGCCUAUAAGCAUUUUCAUUCAUUUUCUCUCUGCUCUUUAACCAACGGAGCCAAGCCAGCAUGUUGGGACAGUUCAGAAGAACUGGUUUGGCAUUUUCAUUGCUUGGAUAACAGUGCAGAUGCAAAGUUUGGUAACAGAAUGACGGCAGAAAACAGCACAAACCGUCAUUCUGUUUCCAAACUUUGCGUCUGCACUGUUCUUCAAGUCAAUAGGUUUUCAGUGGAAAUGGUUAAAAGUAGUCAUUGUGCAUAGAGUUGUAUGGUUUGUUUAACCUUGCAAUCAUUGUUUUUUUAAAUGGAAAAAGCUGAGUCUCAGUGUCACUCUGCUACCGUGGAAUAGCAAAGGGGCAGCAUCUUUUCAGAGGGCGUAGUCUCUCCAGACAUCCGGGUUGCCUCCAAUGUUUCAAUGCCACUGCUGUUGUCAGGUUUACGAGACUACAGAGGGCGUUUUCAGUCCAUAUAUUAUUGUUGUGUGAUUCAAUUAGAAGGUUCUGGAAAUAUAUAAGAGGGGUCUAUUGUCUGUGUGCAAUGAUUAAAAUAUAAGUUUUCAAACAAAUCAAAGUGGGAACAUUUUUAUAUUUUUAUUUGCUCAGUCGCAGUGAACUUAGAUUCCCAAAGUAACUCUAGAGCUGUGUUUACCCAGAGUGUGAAGACUCCUAAACUUCAUCACACUGAAACCCGUCAACAUUUAAGAUAACCCCAAUCAGCUCAGUUUGUGUGAUAACCCACUCUGUUCCCUAGGUGGUGUCAGACGCUGCUGGACAAGGUGUGACCGUUACUGGAGAGAAUACCUACAACAACUGGGAUUGGACCAAUUCGGUUGUCUUUGCUGCCACUAUUGUCACUACCAUAGGUGGGCAAUAUCUUGAAUACAACACUGGAAACAUUGAAUCAUGUACAUCUCUCCGAUAACUGCUGCCAACUCAGUUACCCAAUGUCUAACCAUAGCAGAAAUGAAGCUGCCACCCCUGUCUGAAAGCCUAUACGUUUGUGAUUUGCAGGUUAUGGUAAUGUUGCCCCAAAAACGGUUGGUGGCCGUAUAUUCUGCAUCCUGUAUGGCCUGUGUGGGAUCCCUCUCUGCCUCACCUGGAUUAGUGAGCUGGGCUCAUUCUUCGGAGACAGAGCCAAGCGCCUGGGACAGGUCCUGAUACGCAAACGCUUUAGUGUGGUAAGACUCACUGGGAGUCUCUCAGCACGUUCAAUGUGGUGAUUUGGAUUUCUAUCAAUGACUUUGGGGGAGGUGCAAUACAUGACUUAAUCAUAUAUUAACAGAGGAUUAACCAUUAACAAGCCACAUUUAGCCACUGUAGCUGCGUAGGUACUAAUUACUGAAUCCUGUAUGGUCCAACUAAUGUAGAAGAAUUAGCCUACAAGAGAUGUUAGCUUUUUUACCAGAUCUGGUGGAACACUCAAAAAUGACAAUUGACAUGGUCAAAUCAAGGGGAUUGGUCUAACAUUGUCACUUGUGUCACAUGCCAUUGCUCUCACCAUGCUUUAGUUUCUGCUUUGGUUGCUCUCUGGGGUUUAUAAAAUAAAUUUGAAUGAUUGAUUGAUUCUCCCUGCGUGACGUCUGCAGAAAAAGGUCCAGUUGAUCUGUACGGCCAUCUUCCUCCUGUGGGGUCUGCUGGUACACCUGGUGAUCCCCCCGUUUGUGUUCAUGUCCCUGGAGGGAUGGUCCUACCUGGAGGGCUUCUACUUCUCCUUCAUCACUCUCACCACUGUCGGCUUCGGGGACUACGUCGCAGGUAGUUACAUAGACUUUUCAUGGAGUAGAUGGCAUUCCUUGGAAAAAUAUAAGUUUAUGUUAAAGAGAUAUGUGAAGAAUGAUAUCACCUAAUUCACGUUAGAGGACCAUGAAGUUCUUUGGAGGUGGAUUCAUUGCCUGGUGCAUCCUGCUUGGUCCAAGCCGAAGAUAGGGUCAUAUAUACUUCAUUGAACUAUGUGGAACAGAGUAAAUAGGCAUUUUAACGUCAUAGAUUUAGCCGGUGGUAACUUGUGGAAUAGACACCGGCAGGAAUGCGGUUUUAACCAAUCAGCAUUCAGGAUUAGAACCACCCGUUGUAUAAAGUUAAUUAAACUAUGUUCUCUUUUUGACUCCACAGGUAUCAAUCCGAACAUAGACUACCCGAGGCUGUACCGGGUGUUAGUAGAGGUGUGGAUUUACAUGGGUCUGGCCUGGCUGUCUCUGUUCUUCAGCUGGAACGUCCACAUGGUUGUGUCGGCCCACAAGGUCCUGAAGAAGAGGAGGCAGAGACACAGGAUGGACCACCUGGACCAUCGAUGGCAGCCCGAGAAGGACGACAUCCGCAGCCCUCGCCGCCUCCCCACCGCCGUCGACAUCUUCAACUUCCUCUCUGAGAAGCAGGAGGACUACAGCACCGCCAUCAGGCAGAUCGGUGCUGCCGCAAAGCCGAAGACAGGGAAGGAAUUCAAGGAGAUGAGUCGCUCGAAGAGCUGUAGCGACAUCCUGGGGACGAAUAUCCAAACCCUGGAGCAUUCCCCACGCCGCCUGAGGCGCCACCUCAGCAUCAGUCACAAUAUGUUACUAAGUAGCUUUGGGAUGGGAGAGGAGGGGCAGAGGCUUAUCGAGGACGACCCUGUCUUUAUGGGAGACCCUGUGUUUGAGGAGAACUGUCUGGGUAGAGAGACUAAAGAGGAGGAGGCUGUUAAUGUGUCCAACUCAAAAGAGAACCUCAACCCCGCCGAUCUAGAUCCUAACAUCAACAAAGAGGAGAAUGUUCAGAACCAAGAUGGUGGAGAGAAUAGGUUUACUGUAUCA